Molecule: messenger RNA, 4230 nt
Organism: Acanthosepion pharaonis
Lineage: Eukaryota; Metazoa; Mollusca; Cephalopoda; Sepiida; Sepiidae
Source: the annotation of a GenBank genome assembly
AUGUCUGUUACCCCCCUCUCAUUUUUAAACUUUUCAUUUUACUUCUCAUGUCUGUUACACUUCUCGUCUGUACCCCUCUCUAAAACCCCUCUAAAGCUUUUCAUUUUACUUCUCAUGUCUGUACCCCCCUCUAAAGCUUUCAUUUACUUCUCAUGUCUGUUACCCCUCUCUCUAUUUUUUAUUUACUUCUCAUGUGCCUGUCUACCCUCUCUGUUGCCUCUAAUUUUUCAUUUACUUUCAUCAUUUACCCCUUCUCAUGUCAUGUCUUUACUCCCUCUCUACCCUCUCUCUUUUCAUUUUACUUCUCAUGUCUGUUACCCCUCUCUAAAAGCUUUCAUUUACUUGUCCUUCUCAUGUCUGUUACCCCUCUCUAAAGAUUUUCAUUUAUUUUCUCAUGUCUGUUACCCUUCAUUUAAUGUCUGUUUUCAUUUAUUUGCUUCUCAUGUCUGUUACCCCUCUAAAAGCUUUUCAUUUACUUCUCAUGUCUCUUUUCAUUUACUUCUCAUGUCUGUUACCCUCUCUAAAGCUUUCAUUUACUUCUCAUGUCUGUUUACUCUCCCUCUCUACCCUCUCUCUAAAGCUUUUCAUUUUCAUUUAAACUUUUCAUUUUCUUCUCAUGUCUGUUACCCCUCUCUAAAAGCUUUCAUUUUUUCAUUUACUUCUCAUGUCUGUUACCCCUCUCUUUUAUUUACUUCUCAUCUUUUCAUUUACUUCUCAUGUCUCUGUUACCCCUCUCCUAAAGCUUUCAUUUACUUCUCAUGUCUGUUACCCCUCUCUAAAGCUUUUCAUUUAUGUCUUCUCAUGCUUUUUCAUUUUACUUCUCAUGUCUGUUACCCCUCUCUCUUUUUAUUUAAUGUCUGUUACCCCUCUCUAAAGCUUUUCAUUUACUUCUCAUCUUUUCAUUUACUUCUCAUGUCUUACCCCUCUCUGCUUUUUACCCCUGUUACCCUCUCUAAAGCUUUCAUUUACUUCUCAUGUCUGUUACCCCCCUCUCUUUUCAUUUACUUCUCAUCUUUUCAUUUACUUCUCAUGUUUACCCCUCUCUCUUUCAUUUAUGUCUGUUACCCCUCUCUAAAAGCUUUUCAUUUACUUCUCAUGUCUGUUACCCUCUCUAAUGUUUUCAUUUACUUCUCAUGUCUGUUACCCCUCUCUAAACUUUUCAUUUACUUCUCAUGUCUGUUACCCCUAAAGCUAAAUGUCUGUGCCCUCUCUCUAAAGCUUCUUUUUUACUUCUCAUGUCUGUUACCCCUCUCUAAAAGCUUUUUCAUUUACUUCUCAUCUUUCAUUUACUUCUCAUGUCUGUUACACCUCUCUAAAGCUUUUCAUUUACUUUCAUUUACCCCUCUUCUUUUCAUUUAUUUCUCAUGUCUGUUACCCUCUCUAAAGCUUUCAUUUACCCCAUGUCUGUUACCCCUCUCUAAAGCUUUCAUUUUACUUCUCACCUCUCUGCUUUUUCAUUUACUUCUCAUCUUUUUCAUUUACUUCUCAUGUCUGUUACCCCUCUCUAAAGCUUUCUUCUCAUGUCUGUUACCCCUCUCUAAACUUCUUUGUCUAGUUUUUUCAUGUCUGUUACCCCUCUCUAAAGUUUUUCAUUUAUAUCUCAUCUUUCAUUUAUUUCUCAUGUCUGUUACCCUCUCUAAACUUUUUUCAUUUACUUCUCAUGUCUGUUACCCCUCUCUCAUUUACUUCUCAUGUCUGUUAUCCCCCCUUUUUCAUUUACUUCCUCAUGUCUGUUAUCCCUCUCUAAAGCUCUUUUCAUUUACUUCUCAUGUCUGUUACCCCUCUCUAAAGCUUUUCAUUUACUUCUCAUGUCUGUUACCCCUCUCUAAAGCUUUCAUUUACUUCUCAUCUUUUCAUUUACUUCUCAUGUCUGUUACCCCCUCUAAAGCUUUUCAUUUACUUCUCAUGUCUGUUUUCCUCUCUAAAGCUUUUCAUUUCUUCUCAUGUCUGUUACCCCUCUCUAAAGCUUUUUCAUUUACUUCUCAUGUCUGUUUCCUCUCUAAAGCUUUCAUUUACUUCUCAUGUCUGUUACCCCUCUCUAUUUCUUUUCUAUUACCCCUCUCCCAUGUCCCCUCUCUAAACUUUUUCAUUUCUUCUCAUGUCUGUUACCCCUCUCUAAAGCUUUUCUUUCAUUUAUUUACUUCUCAUGUCUGUACCCUCUCUAAACUUUCAUGUCUAUUUACCCCUCUUCUCAUGUCUGUUACCCCCUCUCUAACUUCUCAUGUCUGUUACCCCUCUAAAGCUUUCAUUUACUUCUCAUGUCUCUUUUUUACUUCUCAUUUUACUUCUCCUUGUCUAUUACCCCUCUCUAAAUUUUACUUCUCCUGUCUUUUCAUUUACUUCUCAUGUCUGUUACCCCUCUCUAAACUUCCUUUCAUUUUACUUCUCAUGUCUGUUACCCCUCUCCUCAACUUCUCAGCUUUCAUGUCUUUACUUCUCAUCUUUCAUUUACUUUCAUUUUACUUCUCAUGUCUGUUACCCCUCUCUAAAGCUUUUCAUUUACUUCUCUGUAUGUUACCCCUCUCUAAAGCUUUUUCAUUUACUUCUCAUGUCCUUCAUUUACUUCUCAUGUCUGUUACCCCCUCUCUAAAGCUUUUCAUUUACUUCUCAUGUCUGUUAUCCUCUCUAAAGAUUUUCAUUUACUUCUCAUGUCUGUUACCCCUCUCUAAAGCUUUCAUUUACUUCUCAUGUCUGUUCCCCCUCUCUAAAGCUUUCAUUUACUUCUCAGCGUCUCUUUUUUUACUUCUCAUGUCUGUUACCCCCUCUCUUUUAAAGCUUUCAUUUUACUUCUCAUGUCUGUUACCACUCUCCCUAAAGCUUUUUUUCAUUUACUUCUAUGUCUGUCCUCUCUCUAAAGCUUUAAUUUACUUCUCUUGUCAUUACCCCUCUCUAAAGUUUUUGUUUUUCUUAAAGCUUUCAUUUCUUCUCAUGUCUGUUACCCUUCUCUCUAAAAGUUUUUAUUUACUUCUCAUGUCUGUUACCCUCUCUAAUUUCUCAGUCUUUUCAUUUACUUCUCAUGUCUGUUACCCCUCUCUCUUUCAACUUCUCAUGUCUGUUACCCCUCUCUUUUUCAUUUACUUCUCAUGUCUGUCUUUUCAUUUACUUCUCAUGUCUGUUACCCUCUUUUCAUUUUACUUCUUGUGUCUUUCAACUUUUUUUACUUCUCAUGUCUGUUACUUCCCUAUUUACCCCUCUCUCUCUAAAGCUUUUCAUUUUCUUCUCAUGUCUACUUUAUGUCCCCUCUCUAAAGCUUUCAUUUUUUCUCAUGUCUGUUACCCCUCUCUAAACUUCUCAUGUCUGUUAUCCCUCUCUAAAGCUUUUCAUUUACUUCUCUGUCUGUUACCCGUCUCUAAAGCUUUUUAUUUACUUCUCAUCUUUUCAGUUACUUCUCAUGUCUGUUACCUUCUCUCUAAAGUCUUUACCCCUCUCAAAAGCUUUCAUUUACUUCUCAUGUCUGUUACCCCUCUCCUUUUCAUUUACUUCUCAUGUCUGUUACCCCUCUCUAAAAGCUUUUCAUUUUACUUCUCAUGUCUAUCCCUCUCUAAAGCUUUUCAUUUACUUCUCAUGUCUGUUACCCCUCUCUCUUUUCAUUUACUUCUCAUCUUUUUAUUUAAAGCUUUUCAUUUUACUUCUCAUGUCUUUUUCAUUUCUUCUCAUGUCUGUUACCCCUCUCUAAAGCUUUUCAUUUACUUCUCAUGUCUGUUACCCCUCUCUAAAGCUUUUCAUUUAGCUUUUCAUUUCUCAUGUCUGUUACCCCUCUUUUCAUUUACUUCUCAUGUCUGUUACCCCUCUCUAAAGCUUUCAUUUACUUCUCAUGUCUGUUACCCCUCUCUCUUUUCAUUUACUUCUCAUGUCUGUUACUUCUCUCUGUCUAUUUUCAUUUACUUCUAUGUCUACCCCUCUCUAAAGCUUUUCAUUUUACUUCUCAUGUCUGUUACCCCUCUCUACACUUUCAUUUUCUUCUCAUGUCUAUCCCUCUGCUUUUCAUUUACUUCUCAUGUCUAUUUACCCCUCUCUAAAACUUUCGUUUUCUUCUCAUCUUUUUCAUUUACUUCUCUUCAUGUCUGUUACCCCUCUAAAGCUUUUAAAUGUCUUUUCAUUUACUUCUCUAUCUGUUAUCCCUCUCUGCUUUUCAUUUUUACUUCUCACUGUUAUCCCUCUCUUUUAAAUGUCUGUUACCCCUCUCUAAAGCUUUUCAUUUACUUUCUCAUGUCUGUUACCCCUCUCUAA